AUGAAGUCGUCCCUAAAAUGCAUUGUCCCACAUUCCUUUGGUGACCAUGCUAGUUGCAAUGAGUCAUGGUGCAGAUAUAAACAAGAUCCCACCAACUAUAAACACACAUAUCUACCAUAUGGCAAGGACUUGUAUGGCACUGCCUUGAAGUCAGCCCUUGAAAACAACUUCAGCCAGCAUUACAGUGACACCAUGAUUAAAAAACUUGGUCCAGCUGCCAACUCCCAAAGGAACGAAUCAUUUAACAGCACAGUAGGCUCCAAAAACCCCAAGAUCAGGUACUACGGUGGAAGCGAGAGCAAUGACUUUCGGGUGGCUUGUGCGGUGGCUCAGACCAAUGUUGGUUACGGUUAUGUUUGUUGCACAUUCAAAGCAUUAGGAAUAGAUCCUGGAUUGAACUGUACCAAAUACACCUGCAAAAUGGAGAAAAAGAAAAGUAAAGAUAUCGACAGAAAAAAACUCAAUUUUAUUCAAGCAGCGCAGAAAUCAACUUCAUAGCCGAAGAAUCCAAGGCACUGCGAGAAAAGAAAAACAAGAAGGCCCAACCUAUGAAUCAGGUAUUGGUAUGAACUUGGAACAGUCAGAGUCUGGGGCUACUAUAACUGGAAGUGAAUCGAUCACAGGGCUACUUCAGUUAAUCAAGGGAAAUGUACCAAAGGAAACAAUAACUGUUUAUGAAGGAACAAUCUCCCCAUUCACCCCAAGGCCAAUUUGUCCGAAUAAUGAAUUUGACAGUAACUUAGAGUACAAUAUUAUUGUGUUUGAUGUCGAGACAAACACAACAGGUAAAGCUGCCCAGUUGUGCCAGCUUUCAGCUGUUGAUAAGACCGGCCAAAAGUGUUUUUCCGAGUAUAUUUUGCCUGACAAAGACAUCGACAAAUAUGCCACACGGGUAAAUAAACUGACAGUAAAAUUAGUUGGUGGCAAACGAACACUUUUUAAAGAUGAUGUAGCUUUAAAAACACUUACCUGUCAAGAUGCAACUUCUCGAUUUGUCAACUAUAUUCACAGCUGCAUCGAAUCCAGCAAGGCUAGGACGAACAAAGGUGUAUGUGCAGUUCUAAUCGGCUAUAAUGCAAGGCGUUUCGACAUCCCGAUAUUGCUUCGUAACAGUGCCAGUGAAAUUCACGCCAAAAUGCAAGCUUUAGGGAUUUGUUUUGGCGACAGUCUUCCAUUGUUCGAGCACCUGAUAAAGAUCAAACAUCCAGCGUUAACCCAAUCAAAUGGUCGAAGAUGUUCGUCAAACAAGUCGUCGAUCUACGAGGGUUUAUUCAACGAGAAAUUUGCUGCACACGAUGUCGAGUCGAUUUUUUUUCACGUUCGCGCCUGGUCGGCUGGUCGCGCCGAAUUUAGGGGCGAAUUUCUCGUGUUUCCUUCGGUGAAUUUUUUUAAACUUUGUAUUUUUGUUGUAAAAGACAAGUGGUAAAACAUAUCCAAAUUUCAAGAAAUUCUACAAAUAAUUUUUUCUGUAACACUUAUUCAUGAAUAUCUCGAAAACUUAUUUAUAAAUUUCCUUUAAAUUUUGAUAUGUUACUCCUUUGUAGACUUAUAAAUGGUAAAAAAAAAUUCAGAAAAAUUAACCGAAGGAAAAUAAAAAUAUUGUCGAUUUAUUGCGAAAUUUGACAAUAAAAGCGCAAAAGAUAACAUGACAUAGUUUCCAUGGCAACACUAAACACUGUUCCUACUUGUCCAUAUAUGGACAGUACAAAGCUUCUUAACUUCCCUGAAAAUGAUCAUAUUGCCCUACCUUAAAUGUAUUCAAUAUAAACAUGGUCGGACGCGAAUGUUACCUAAAAUAUCUCAAAUUUUAGAAAACUGUAGGGAGCCACCUUAAACCUUUCUUUUGUAAAAUGUAACCGUUGUAAUUCAGCCUCUUGGCUGCAAGAUCGGGUUUUUUUUUUAAUAAAUUGUAAUUGUAUCAAGAACAACCUUACCUUUAAUUUGCCCAGUGUGCAUGUUGCAGCGUCCCGUUCAGAUUUUCUGUACGUGUACACUCUUUUUCUUUUGGAGGGCACAAACCUCCUAACUUACAAUUUUCAACAAUUACUUGACAAGGGACCAUUAACCAAUGAGAUGCCCACAGAGAUAGCGGUGGUCAAAUCUGAACUUCUCUUUUAAAUAGUUUGCUUGUCCAGUAAAUUCUACCAUUAUUUACCAUUUUGUUAUUCUUUUAAGUUAACUUCAAAGUCAACCAUGAAGGAGGGCAACAUUAAAUCUUUUGGCAUGGUCUCGGUUCUGUGAGGCCUGCAAGAAAACCAGCUUUCGUGAAUUCACGCAUAUGCUACACGCCGUUCAAUUUUCCCCGAGCCGGCGGCGCGAAGCGCC
Messenger RNA from Paramuricea clavata, 2325 nucleotides. NCBI's taxonomy places the organism in Eukaryota, Metazoa, Cnidaria, Anthozoa, Malacalcyonacea, Plexauridae. The record is from the annotation of a GenBank genome assembly.